Molecule: messenger RNA, 855 nt
Organism: Arachis stenosperma
Lineage: Eukaryota; Viridiplantae; Streptophyta; Magnoliopsida; Fabales; Fabaceae
Exons: 1
Coding region: 1-855 (284 amino acids)
Source: RefSeq, a predicted model, not a curated record
AUGGUUAAAAAGGAAUGGAGAGGGUUAGGAGAGGUACGAUUCACUGAUAAAUUGAAGGCAUUGACGGGUCCUCUGGAAAGAUGGCAUAGAGCUAAUAUUGGAGAUAUGGACAAGAAAAUUAUGAAGUUUGAGGAAGAGAUUAAGAAGUUAGAUGACAUGGUGAGUAACAGGAUUUAUGAUGGAACGGUGGAGACAAGAAGGAGGGCGUUAGUUGUGUGCUGUGAGAAAUGGUAUGUGAGGAAAGAACUACAUUGGAAGCAGAUGUCGAGAUCUAGGAAUGCGAGGGAUAUGGAUAAAAACACCAGAUACUUCCACAAUUUAGCUUCUACAAGAAGGAGGAAUAAUGGGAUUGAUGCACUGGUUAUCAAUGGACGUUUUAUAAGAAAUCAAGCUAGGAUCAAGAUUGCCAUCAACGAGUUUUAUAGAAAUUUGUACCAUCAAGAGAAGUCACCAUUGGUGGCGUUUAGAGAUGGUCUAGUGGAGGUGAUCAGUGAGAGGGAUGCUAUGGCUUUAGAGGUGGAACCGACAUCACAAGAGGUUAGAGAGCCAAUGUGGGAUUGUGAAUCAACCAAGGCUCCAGGAUGUGAUGUUUACAACAUGAACUUCAUAAAGAAGUGCUGGGGUGAAAUUAGCUAUGAAUUUACAGCAGCAGUUCUGAAUUUCUUCCAAACUUCAAAGUUAUUGGCAGAUGCUAAUGUUACGUGGGUGGCGCUGGCCCCUAAGUUUAUUGGUGCUAAGAAAAUCAAAGAUCUGCAACCGAUUAGCAUGGUGGGGUAUGUGUAUAAGGUGAUUUCGAAGCUGCUGGUUAGGAAAAUGCUAGUAGUUAUGCCAGGACGAGUGGGUGAGAGUAGGUGA